CUCCUAAGGGUAUGGUUGAUGCUAACAAGGAAUUGAUCACCGUCGGUCUCUGCAAUCUUGCCGGUUCCUGCGUACAAUCUAUGCCCGUAUCAGGCGCCUUCUCGCGUUAUGCCAUCAGCAACGCUUGUGGACUCAGAACUCCAAUGGCCAACUUGUACCUGGGUGUAAUUGUGCUACUGGCUUUGGGCUUUCUCAGUCCCUACUUCAACUACAUACCCGAAUCAACGCUUGCCGCCAUUUUGAUGUGCUCCAUUGUAACUUUGCUGGACCUGCAGCUACCACAGCGUUUGUGGCGCGAUGCUAAGCGUGAUUUUUGCGUGUGGGUGCUGUGCUUUACUGUCUGCAUCCUAUGCGGCGUGGAAGUGGGCCUGCUAGUCAGUAUUAUAGUGACAGUCUUACAUUUACUAUUCCUAUGGGCGCAUCCUGUGAUCUCAGUGCAUGUAGAAGAGGUCAAUGAGCUGCAAUUCAUACGCGUCACGCCCACUGGCGUCAUCUAUUUCCCCGCCAUCAAUCAUUUGCGCGCCAAAGUGCUGAAAGCAUGCGAACGCGUCAACUUCAGUCUACCUGUGGUUAUGGAUUGUCAUAAGAUCACCGGCAUC
Messenger RNA from Rhagoletis zephyria (snowberry fruit fly), 599 nucleotides. RefSeq names its product sodium-independent sulfate anion transporter-like. Gene Ontology annotation, biological process: transmembrane transport. The record is from RefSeq and is a predicted model, not a curated record. Gene Ontology annotation, cellular component: membrane. Lineage: Eukaryota; Metazoa; Arthropoda; Insecta; Diptera; Tephritidae.